AUGGGAAUCCGAAAAGUUGAUCCAACUGUCAAGUCAAAAGAUGUAAAAAAAUGGUUGAAAAAACAAGAAACAUAUUCUCUUUUCAAGCAGAAUAAAAAUAGAUUCCCUAGACUACCAAUCUUAGUUGACAAAAUUGAUGAACAAUGGCAAAUAGAUUUGAUGGACAUGUCAUGGGUUAGCCAAUAUAAUGAUGGUUAUCGUUACCUACUAAAUGUGAUUGAUUGUUUUAGUAGAUUUGCCUGGUCACAACCGAUAAAAAAGAAGACAGGACCUGAAGUUGUUCAGGCAGUGGAAAAUAUCUUGAUAAAUAACAGGGUACCAGAAAAACUGCAAAGUGAUCAAGGUAAAGAGUUCAAAAAUUCUGCUUUCAAAGCUCUAAUGAAACGGAAAAAGAUAAAUCACUUUUACGCUACCGAUGGAAAAAUAAAAUGUGCGAUUGUUGAAAGAUUUAACGGAACUUUAAGAGCUCGUAUUUAUCGCUAUUUACAUCAUGUGAAUAGCGGUAAGUUCAUAAAUGUUCUUGAUGAGAUAGUUGAAUCUUAUAAUAAUUCUUUCCAUAGGACCAUUGGUAUGGCACCUGCCGAAGUAGGCCCUGAAAAUUCUUCAUUGGUUUUGAAAAAUAUACGGAAAAGUCAUCCAAGGGUUGAUGUAAAUUAUAAGCCGUUUGCUAUUGGUUCAAAAGUACGAAUAAGGCGAGAAAAAGGUAUUUUUGAGAAAGGAGCUAAAAGGAACUUCAAGUUAGAGAUAUUUACUAUAAACAGACACAAGAGGACAGCACAAGGAUGGAUCUAUUGGUUAGAAGAUUAUGCUGGAGAAGCAAUCACUUCGAUUUUCUACCACAAUGAACUUAUACCAGCUAUUGAACCAAGUUUAUAUCAGAUCGAGAAAAUAAUAAGAACAAGAAUAAACCCUAAUACAAAGAAAAAAGAGUACUUUGUCAAGUGGCGAGAUUAUCCAAGCAAAUUCAAUCAGUGGGUUCAAGAUGUGGAACCAACCUCAAGAGUAUUUUAUUGA
Molecule: messenger RNA, 1014 nt
Organism: Panonychus citri (citrus red mite)
Lineage: Eukaryota; Metazoa; Arthropoda; Arachnida; Trombidiformes; Tetranychidae
Exons: 1
Coding region: 1-1014 (337 amino acids)
Biological process (GO): DNA integration
Molecular function (GO): nucleic acid binding
Source: RefSeq, a predicted model, not a curated record